Messenger RNA from Bolinopsis microptera, 4851 nucleotides. Its product is annotated as vesicle-trafficking protein SEC22b-B-like. Lineage: Eukaryota; Metazoa; Ctenophora; Tentaculata; Lobata; Bolinopsidae. Gene Ontology annotation, molecular function: SNAP receptor activity. Gene Ontology annotation, cellular component: endoplasmic reticulum membrane; SNARE complex; Golgi membrane. Gene Ontology annotation, biological process: retrograde vesicle-mediated transport, Golgi to endoplasmic reticulum; vesicle fusion with Golgi apparatus; endoplasmic reticulum to Golgi vesicle-mediated transport. The transcript is spliced from 5 exons. The coding region runs from base 3490 to 4137 and encodes 215 amino acids. The record is from RefSeq and is a predicted model, not a curated record.
CUUUGAUAUUGCCCCCAUUUUAUCAUAAGUCUUUGUUCUCAAGUCAUUCCUCAAACUCCUUUUUUUAUCGCAGGUAUGAAAUAAACAUGAUUAAUGAGGAUCAAACUAGUGAGAACAAUAUGGAAGUGAAAAAUCAGUUGUUAAAACAGGAACAGAUCAGUGAUGAGGAAAGUGUUUCAUAUCAUACAAACAGCUUUGAAAACUUGAAGAGUUUUACCAUUCCUAUUACAUCUGCAUCUGACCAAGAACUAGUUAACAACAAGGCUACCAUAAAGUAUGAACUUGAGUGUAAAACUGGUGUACAAAAUAUUCAUGACAUAAUUAUAAUGACUGGUGGUGACAAAAAUCAAUGUGAAAACUUGGAGAUAAAGGGGUCUCUUCAAACGAUUGCAUCAACUCAUGAUUUUAAAUCCCCUGUAGGUUCUCUAGAUGGAGCUGCUCUAAUCAGUGGGCCCUCAGGGACUGGAGAUUACUUUUACAAAUGUAAGAAGUGUGCUUUCAAAACCAUAACCUCCUGUCGUUUGAGAAAUCAUUACAAGAAUGAGCACAUUUUAGAACUUUACUCCUGUACUUUCUGCUAUAAGGUCUGUCAUCAUUCUCGUGGUUUAAAGGAUCACAUGCAAAUAUACCAUUCAGGAAAUCACUCUACAUUGAAAUGCCGUAGAUGUAAAUUUGAAACAAAAAGUUGGCUGCAAAUGAAAAAGCACAUGAAAUUGCAGCACUGUCAUAGAAGUGGUAAGCCUGUCAGUGAUUGUUCUGAAUGUGGGUUCAAAACCAAGUAUGAAAAAUCGAUGAUCUACCACAAGCUCUGUAAACACAACAUUUUACCAGAUGAUUCAGUAAAACUGUAUUCCUGCAAUGUAUGCCAAAAGCCGUUUCUUUACAAAUGCAUUCUUUCAGUACACAUGAGAAAGCACACUGGAGAACGCCUAUUUGUAUGUGAAUACUGUGACCAUUCUGUUCAACAUUUGAGAACUUUAAAAGAACACAAGAUUAGAGUUCACUUCAAACCUAAAACUUUUAUCUGCUCUUAUUGUAGAAAGAAGUUCUCAGACAAAGAAUCAUUGGAAAAGCAUUUCUCAAAACACUUCAAUUAUAAAUGCUCGAAAUGCUCAUUCAAAGCGACUCGGAAGGUUGACUUUGUAAAACACUGUCAAGACACUGCCUGUGAAGUUGUUAAUACCUACUACUCUUGUUCCAGAUGCCUCAAAUCAUUCACUUGUAAUUCUUCCCUGAAAAGACACUUGCAAAGAACUUGCAAGGAGGUUGAUAUUAAAGUUAAAACAGAGAUUGUAGAUGAAGAUCUAUCUACAGUUGAUGUAAAGAAGCUUGUGAAUAAGAGGAAUAAAAAAGGGGUAGGAAUUUGUAAAGAGACAAAGAAGAUCGCUACUUGUGAGCACUGUAAUGAACACUUCCCUUCUACCAAAGUUAAAAAACGUCAUUUAAAUUAUUGCAAAUUCAAGUAACUUUAAACGUGAGUAUUUGAAUUCUCCAAUUGCUGCAGUUAAUUUCCGUUCCAUAUAACCAUUAGAAGUUGAUCAGUUUUAUUUCGAAGAACUAUAUUGAUUAUAUAAUGCUACUCAGUAAUUUUUUAUGCUAAAUUCAGAUCAUUCCGAUUUGCCAUCUUAGGCUCUGAAAUAAAGUAGCAAUAGACAAUUUCUGUUACCUAUGUAUUGUACUCAGCUCUACCAAUUGUAUUACUUGAUUUGAUUGAAUGUAUUAAUUUUAUCUGAUAUUUUGGCUGCUACCCUCUUUAUGAUCCUGGUGCCUUUGAUAUUGCCCCCAUUUUAUCAUAAGUCAUUGUUCUCAAGUCAUUCCUCAAACUCCUUUUUUUAUCGCAGGUAUGAAAUAAACAUGAUUAAUGAGGAUCAAACUAGUGAGAACAAUAUGGAAGUGAAAAAUCAGUUGUUAAAACAGGAACAGAUCAGUGAUGAGGAAAGUGUUUCAUAUCAUACAAACAGCUUUGGAAACUUGAAGAGUUUUACCAUUCCUAUUACAUCUGCAUCUGACCAAGAACUAGUUAACAACAAGGCUGCCAUAAAAUAUGAACUUGAGUGUAAAACUGGUGUACAAAAUAUUCAAGACAUAAUUAUAAUGACCGGUGGUGACAAAAACCGAUGUGAAAACUUGGAGAUAAAGGGGUCUCUUCAAACAAUUGCAUCAACUCAUGAUUUUAAAUCCCCUGUAGGUUCUCCAGAUGGAGCUGCUCUAACCAGUGGGCCCUCAGGGACUGGAGAUUACUUUUACAAAUGUAAGAAGUGUGCUUUCAAAACCAUAACCUCCUGUCGUUUGAGAAAUCAUUACAAGAAUGAGCACAUUUUAGAACUUUACUCCUGUACUAUCUGCCAUAAGGUCUAUCUUCAUUCUCGUAGUUUAAAGGAACACAUGCGAAUAUACCAUUCAGGAAAUUACUCUUCAUUGAAAUGCCGUAAAUGUAAAUUUGAAACAAAAAGUUGGCUGCAAAUGAAAAAGCACAUGAGAUUGCAGCACUAUAAAAGUGGUAAGACUGCCAGUGAUUGUUCUGAAUGUGGGUUCAAAACCAAGUAUGAAAGAUCGAUGAUCCGUCACAAGCUCAGUAAACACAACAUUGUACCAGAUGAUUCAGUAAAACAGUAUUCCUGCAAUGUAUGUCAAAGGCAUUUUCUUUACAAAUACUGUCUUUCAUUACACACGAGAAAGCACACUGGAGAACGCCUAUUUGUAUGUGAAUACUGUGACAGUUCUUUUCAGUAUUUGAAGGGUUUAAAAGAACACAAGAUUAGAGUUCACUUCAAACCUAAAACAUUUAUCUGCUCUCAUUGUAGAAUGAAGUUCUCAGACAAAGAAUCGUUGGAAAAGCAUUUACCAAAACACUUCACAUAUAAAUGCUCGAAAUGCUCAUUCAAAGCGACUCGGAAGGUUGACUUUGUAAAACACUGUCAGGACACUGCCUGUGAAGUUGUUAAUACCUAUUACUCUUGUUCCAGAUGCCUCAAAACAUUCGCUUAUAAUCGUUCCCUUACAAAACACUUGCAAAAAACUUGCAAGGAGGUUGAUAUUGAAGUUAAAUCAGAGAUUGUAGAUGAAGAUAUAUCUACAGUUGAUAUAAAGAAGCUUGUGAAUAAGAGGAAUAGAAAAGGGGAAAGAACUUGCAAAGAUACAAAGACGAUCGUUACUUGUGAGCACUGUAAUGAACACUUCCCUUCUACCAAAGUUAAAAAACGUCAUUUAAAUUAUUGCAAAUUUAAGUAGCUUUAAACGUUGGUAUUUGAAUUCUCCAAUUCUUACAUUUAAUUUCCGUUCCAUAUAACCAUUAGAAGUUGAUCAGUUUUAUUUCGAAGAACUGUAUUGAUUAUGUAAUGCUUCUCAGUAAUUUUGUAUGCUAAAUUCACAUCAUUCCGAUUUGCCAUCUUAGGCUCAGAAAUAAUUUCGUGAUCGUACCAAGUUUAUACUUUUAUAGAAGCUCGGAAAUUUGCUCAUCAUCAUAAUUUGUCAACUCCCUCAGGUAGAAUGGUUCUAUUAACAUUGUUAGCCAGAGUCACUGAUGGAUUACCUUUGAGUGCCUCUAUUGAUAACAGUAAUGAAAAAGAGCAGAACCUCCAAGUUUACCAGAACCAAGCAAAACAGCUGUUCAGAAAACUCUCCCCUAAUUCCCCCUCUAGAUGUACACUGGAAAGUGGACCAAUGUUAAUACACUAUCAGAUAGAACAAGGAGUGUGUUUUCUAAUUAUUUGUCAGAGUAACUUCUCGAAGAAGCUAGCAUUUAAUUACUUAGCUGAGUUGGCACAGAGUUUCCUGGAACGAUAUGCUGCUCAGAUAGGACAAGCAUCCCGACCUUACACUUUUAUCGAAUUUGAGACCACCAUUAGGAAGUUAAUGAAAUCCUACACGGACAGCAGAUCGCCCAAACAGCUCAGUAAAAUAAACAACGAGUUAGCGGAUGUACAGAGGAUAAUGGUACAGAACAUCGAGGAUGUGAUACAGCGCGGUGAAAAUCUUAGUGUUUUGGAUAACAAAGCCAACAAUCUGUCGAUGAUGUCCCGGCAGUACAAGAAAGAAUCACACCAACUGAACAUAAAUGCCCAACAAUGGAAAUACAUCGCAGCAGGAGUGGGGCUUGUCUUACUGUUCCUCUUCCUUAGAUACUGGGUUUUUUAAGGGAACGAUCUUUAGCUUUAGAAGCAUAGUUGGUAAAUUUUUCAUGGGUCCACAACUUUUAAUUCUAGAAAGUAAGUUGAAUAGAAAAAAAGAGUUUUUAAUGAGGCGAAUUAAAGUCAAACUGUUAACUUAUCUUUCUCUCGCGAACAAGACUGUUGUUAGUUUAUUGAAUUUCCGAAUUUAUAGGCCCUUUUUAAUCAGAAAUUUCUCACACAAUGAUCAACCAAAAUAAUUAACGUUUAACAUAUCUAAUGCAUUUUGGGUAUUAAUAAUUUGAAAUAUCUUCUGGCCUCUAAUUAUCAACUUAAUCAGGCCAGAAAAUGAGAAAAUGAUCGGUCAAAGUUUUACUAGUACUGCACAUAAUUGUCAGUCUGUUUUCACGAGUCACAACAUCUCCAAGCGGAGAGUUAUGUUUCGUUUUUUAUUAUAUUGGAUAUCAAGCUGAGCCAGAGCCCCUUAAAGAGUAUGAAGUAUCAGCCCUGAAAUUCGUUAUUAAGAGGAAUAAUCUAUUCAGUUUUGUAUAACUAUAUCUUACAAAACAACAAGAGAUUGUUUAAGAUAUAAAAGUUGAUUUUGUCAGAGAUUCGUGAUAAUAUAAAAUAACCUUUUGAUAUUGAAUGAGAAUGUUUGUUUGACAAUAUAUGAUACAUUGUUCGAUGUUUAAAGUUGAUAAUGUAUAAUGAAUAAUCUUUAACACUGCAACAUUUCAUACAA